Molecule: messenger RNA, 1276 nt
Organism: Lolium rigidum
Lineage: Eukaryota; Viridiplantae; Streptophyta; Magnoliopsida; Poales; Poaceae
Product: homeobox protein knotted-1-like 3
Exons: 5
Coding region: 350-1276 (308 amino acids)
Biological process (GO): regulation of DNA-templated transcription
Cellular component (GO): nucleus
Molecular function (GO): DNA binding
Source: RefSeq, a predicted model, not a curated record
GUGUGGUGAUCUUCACUUUCUUUUGCGGUUACCCCCACCUUAGGAAGCCUCGAAAAGACCCCUCACCAUCUCCUUUGUGUCCUUGCUAACCAACUCCUCAUUAAAUCCCCCUCUCCUCUCUUCUCCUUCCCCUCGCAGCUGCCCACCACACCAAGCUCUUCCAGUUGCAAGCUAGCUAGCUUAAUUAGCGCUCUUGUUAGCUCGCUAUACCCAUACGUACCCGACGCCACAGUCACGCGCACACGCAAGCUACCACACGCACACACACCAACCGAGCCGGCUAACAAAAAGCUCCAGCCUCGCAGCUAGCUAAGAAAGAGGAGACAUCGAGACCAAUCGACGCCGAGACAUGCAAGGCGUUGGUGAUCACGGGGGAGGCAUGGACAUGGUGAGCUUCGGCGGUGGCGACUGCUCAUCGUCGUCCGCGGCGGCGGCGGUGGCCGUGGCCGCGGCGUCGGCGGCGGACGCGGAGGAGCGGCAGCUGCUCAAGGGGGAGAUGGCGGUGCACCCGCUGUGCGAGCAGCUGGUGGCGGCGCACGUCGGGUGCCUCCGCGUGGCGACCCCCAUCGACCACCUCCCGAUCAUCGACGCGCAGCUGGCGCAGUCCAGCGGCCUCCUCCACUCCUACGCCGCUCACCACCGCCCCUUCCUCUCCCCACACGACAAGCAGGAGCUCGACUCCUUCCUCGCGCAGUACCUGAUGCUGCUGUGCUCCUUCAGGGAGCAGCUGCAGCAGCACGUCCGGGUGCACGCCGUGGAGGCCGUCAUGGCGUGCCGGGAGAUCGAGCAGUCCUUGCAGGACCUAACUGGUGCGACGCUGGAGGAAGGGACGGGAGCGACGAUGUCGGAGGAUGAAGACGAGGGGCCGCCGAUCAUGGAGGUGGCGGCGAUGGAGAUGAGCUCGAAUGGGCACGACAUGAUGGGCUUUGGCCCCCUAGUACCCACGGACACAGAGCGCUCCCUCAUGGAGAGAGUCAGGCAGGAACUCAAGAUUGAACUCAAACAGGGAUUCAAGUCAAGGAUUGGUGAUGUGAGGGAAGAGAUACUGAGGAAAAGAAGGGCCGGGAAGUUGCCUGGGGACACCACCAGCAUUCUGAAGCAAUGGUGGCAGGAACACGCCAAGUGGCCCUACCCCACGGAAGAUGAUAAAGCCAAGCUUGUUGAAGAGACUGGCCUGCAACUGAAACAAAUCAACAACUGGUUCAUCAAUCAGAGGAAGCGCAAUUGGCACAACAAUUCUCAGACAUCAACCCUUAAAUCAAAGCGUAAAAGGUAA